AUGCUAAAACACAAAUAUUUGAAAUAUGUGUACUUGAAAUUUUAUACAAUUAACUGAUCACUUUGUAGAUCCCUAAAGUAAAUAUUUUAAAUAUUUUUGGAACAUCUACUCGAAAUUGUAUUUUCGUAUAAACAUCGAGUCCCGUUUUUGUCUAUAAAUAUAUAUGUUAAAGUAUAUAAUCCCAAGAAGAGAAACCAAUUGGGAAAGAGCAUAAAAAGGGUUGUAGUUGAACUGGCACGUUUUGCGAUGUGCAACUAAAUAUUCAGUUCCAUUAUUUGAACUAAACAUAAGCAGAAACCUUUAUGUAAAGCCCUUGUAUAACGUUUACAACAAUGAACCAUCUACAUAAAUAUAUACGUAUAUAUGUGCAAUGUGCAACUAUACCAGAUAUUAUUAGCGGAGAGCACAGAAAUCUGCUCAAGUAAAUGUUAAAAUGUGAAGCCAAAACGAAAGAGCAAACGUAUAGUUGUAUUAUUUACUCAGCUACAAGCUAUCUAAAUUAAAAAGUGGUGGGCGUCAACCAAGCCGCAUGUGGCAGCGCGGCGCAGAAACGCCCCGCAGCUGACUUCGCAAGCGGUGAGCGUUGACAAUGGCAUAAUUCGAUCCAAACCAAAGCCAAGUGAACGUGCAACAGGACUUAGGCUUACCUUUUUUUUUAUAGGAUAUAUAAAUACUUCUUGUUUUUUCGUGUGUAUUAAAUGGAAUUGUGUGAAGCAGUAUGUUGAGUGGCACACGACGUUUUCUGCUUCUGUUGGGCAUACUGUGUCCAGUGCACAGCUUUGUAAACUCACCCAAGAUUAUCAGCAAGGAUGGCAAUUUGAUUUUCGAGUCUGGUGCUAAUCGUAACAUCAGCUUCCGCCUGAGCGGUAACUCGCGUUUGAUCAUAAAUGAGGAAUACGAUGUUCUGCAGCUGUUGAUGCCCAUCAGUGGUAGCAAGAAGCGACUAUCUGGCGAUGUCAAGGAUGAGUGGAGUGGUCCCGACGAUUUUUUGGAUUUGCAAGGUUUGGCCGAUCAGUUAGUCGAUUUCAAAUCUCAGGCAUUUGGGGUCAAUGGGCUCAAUUGGACCCUAUUACAAAUUGCGAAUCGUACACGAUAUCUCGUAGUCCUGCGGCGUCGCUUAACCAAUGUAGAUUUGAAGUUGCGGAAUUUAAAGGCGAAAUUGAAGCUGAACAACUGCCGGAGCAAUCCAUGCAAAAAUGGCGGCAGUUGUGUUAAUAGCUACAAUGGCUAUCGGUGUCAGUGUCGUCCCUCCUUCGUGGGCACAACAUGCGAAAAGGAUGUGAACGAGUGUGCGCUGUUCAAUGGCACUGAUCUGGGCUGCCAAAACGGUGGUCAGUGCGUGAAUCAGUUUGGCUCGUUUGCCUGCCUGUGCUCGCCCAGCUGGCAUGGGAUGCACUGCAGCCAGCGAAAAGCGGACUGUGCGUCGGCAAGCGCCUGGGAACUAUGUGGCCAUGGCAGCUGUGUGUCAAGUAGUGAUGCUCUUGGGUAUAACUGCAUUUGUGAUGACGGCUGGCGUAGCAAUGGACUGACGCCCUCCUGCACCGAGGAUGUGGAUGAGUGCAGCGCCACCGCCCACACGCCUUGCUCCACCAAAUGCAUCAAUUUGCCGGGCAGCUUCACCUGUGCCCCCUGUGCACCCGGCCUAACCGGCAACGGCGUCAGCUGUCGGGAUAUCAACGAGUGCGAGACGGACAACGGUGGGUGCAGCCUUAGACCACGUGUUGAAUGCAUCAACAGUUAUGGCUCCAGCCAUUGCGGCGAGUGCCCCAUCGGCUGGACGGGCGACGGACGCACUUGUCAGCGCACCAGCAACAUUGACUCACCAGUCGGCGCUGUUGGUCUCACCAGCUGUAUGCAGCGCGCCUCCCUUUGCCAUCCAGCUGCGAUCUGCUCCGAGAUCUCCAAUACGAUCAUAUGUAGCUGCCCCCGCGGCAUGGUUGGCAGCGGCUACGGCGAUAAUGGUUGCCUGCACGGCACAAACACCAACUGCAAUGAUAUGCCCUGUUUGAAUGGUGGCAUUUGCAUGGAUAACGGUCCCUCGAAUUUUACAUGCGAUUGCCCGCGUGGCUUUCAUGGGCGACUCUGCGAUCCGCUGCCGAAUCCGUGCACAUCGAAGCCUUGCAAGAACGAUGGCCGCUGCAUCCCGAUACCCGAAACGGAUGGCUUUCUUUGCCAGUGUCAGCCGGGGUAUCAGGGUCGGCUGUGCGAUGUGCGGUUUAGCAGUUGCAAUGAGCUGCUGACUGGGAUGAGUGGGCGACUGGGCUAUCCGCCGAUGGGCAAUAGAUAUGAUCACAAUGCGCAAUGUGUUUGGGUGAUAAGCACUAAUGAAUCGCUGGUGCUGAAUGUGACAUUCCACAGCUUCUACGUGGAGGACUCGACGGAAUGUCGCUUCGACUGGCUGCAGAUACACGAUGGACGCUCGACAGCAUCGCGAUUGAUUGGGCGCUAUUGUGGCAAUACGCUGCCGAAUCACGGCAACAUAAUUUCCUCCAGCAAUAAGCUCUAUCUGUGGUUCCGCUCCGACAAUUCGACUGCGCACGAAGGCUUCAAUCUCACCUGGCAAUCGAUACCGCCACCAUGUGGCGGCCUUGUCAAAUUUGAAACGCACGGCACCAUCGCCUCGCCGGGCUCACCUGGCAAUUAUCCGCGCAAUCGCGACUGCCGGUGGCAUCUGGUGGCGCCUAGCAGUAAGCGUAUCAAACUGACCUUCUUCAGCCUGCAGCUGGAGAAGCACGAUAGUUGCAACUUUGAUUUUGUCUCGAUUAGGGAUGCCAUCUCGGAUCGGGAGCUGCACAAGUUCUGCAGUAGCGAGCAUCCAGCGCCAUUGUUGCUACCCACACAUGAGGCUAUGAUACGCUUCCAUUCGGAUGAAACGGACAGUGAUUUGGGAUUCCAGUUACACUACUCCGCCGAGGAGCGAUUGCCAGGUUGCGGUGGCGUCUACACCAGUAAGGAGGCUUCCAUACGUUCGCCCAUCUAUGCGCUCAGCGCCGGUCCCAUCUCCUGCGAGUACGAGAUACGUUUGGCGUUGGGCGAAUCGAUUAGUAUUGACUUUAUCACAUUCUCCUUGGCAUCAGAUGCAUGUGUGGAGCUCUACGAUGUGGUAAACACUGACAAUGUCCAGGGUGAUUUCAAUAUGCUGCAGAUGAAAUAUUGUGGCGGAACUAUUUCAAUACCGCCGAGCUUUCACUCACUCUACAAUCACGUGCGCAUCAAGUUCUAUACGACCAGCUUGCCGGUAACCACUAUCGAUAGCUUUGAGCUGCGCUAUCACAUGGACUGUUCCCACACGUAUGAUGCGGAGAGCGGAGCGAUCAAAUCGCCGGGCUAUCCGAAUCAGACGAGCAGUGCGCGGGUGUGCACGUAUAAGAUUUUGACCGCACCGAAUACGGUCAUCGCACUGAAGCGUAUGGACUUUCAGCUUUUGGAUGACACUAUAAAAUCAUCGAACGAGGACAAUGACGAGCCGGAAAACUCAGCUACGGAUGAUUGCGUGAGUGGCACCAGUCUCAUCAUCAAUGACGGUCUCAAUCGGGCCAUAUUGGGACCUUACUGUGGCAAUAAGCUACCCGAUGAUGAGUACAUCAGUCAAACGAAUAUGCUGGUGAUUCACCUGCAAAUGCAAUCGGUAAGCCGAGGGCGUGGCUUCCAUUUCGAAUAUAGUGCCGUACCGGUUAGCGCCAAUAAAUGCGGUGGCGUUCAUACCAAGGAGGGUCAAAACAUCCGACUGCCGGGAGAUGCGGAAGGAAAGUACCAAAAUGAUCUCACCUGUUAUUGGGUAAUUGUGGCACCACCCAGCAAGGUGAUAAUGCUGCACUGGCUCAGCUUUGAUUUAGAGGACUCCUCCGGGUGUAGCUACGAUUAUGUUGAGGUCUACGAGGAUGCGAUUGUGGUCGGCAACAACAAGGCGCCACCACUAGCACGCUACUGCGAUCAGAUGCCGCUGGAUAUGACGGCUCACGUUCACAUUAUGACUAUUAAGUUCGUGUCGGACUAUAGCCAUGCGGGAGCUGGCUUCGAGCUUUCCUAUCGCUUCGUGGACCCCAACAGCUGCGGCGGUCACAUACACGGCUCCACCGGCAGGCUCAUCUCACCAGGUUACCCACUUAACUAUACCAAUGGGUUGGAUUGCAUCUGGCAGCUGAGUGCAACACAUGGCGGCCAGCUGGAGCUGCAACUUGAUCUGUUCGAGUUGACGGCGACGCCCAACUGCAAUGGCGAUUGGCUAGAAGUGCGCAACGGGGGCAGCAAUCGCUCUGCGCUCAUCGGCCGCUUCUGCGGCACGAGCGUACCACGUCAGAUACCCAGCUUUACGCAUGAACUCUAUCUGCACUUUCACACCGAUGACGUGGGCACUGCACGCGGGUUUCGGCUAGCGUGGCGCACUUUUGGCAGCGGCUGCGGUGGUCGUUUGACUGGUAGUGCUGGCGUCAUCACAUCGCCCAACUAUCCGAACGCGUAUCCGCACAAUGCCCAUUGUGAGUGGCACUUGAGGGUGCAUACCGGCUCCAGUAUACGGCUGGUCAUUGAGGAUCUGGAGAUGGAGAGGACACAUGACUACUGUGACAUGGAUUAUCUACGGAUCUACAAUGGUGACAGCAGCAGUCGCUUUUUGGAUUUCACAUACCAGACCUUGUGUUCCAUGCCUGAUGACGAUAAACGUGACCUUCACAUUGACAGUAACGAGGUGGUUGUAGUCUUUCACUCGGACUUUAGCAAUGCGGAGCGCGGAUUUCGCAUUUCCUAUAGUGCCGAUUGCCAACAGGUCAAAUUGAACAGCAUCCAAGGCGUCAUCGAGAGUCUCAACUAUGGUGAGGCCUUCUUUGCGAGCUCCAUCAACUGCAGCUGGCAUCUGCAAUCACCGCGCGGCAAUAAGAUUAAACUGGAGGUCUCCCACUUUGAUCAUCGCUCCAGUCGGCUGCCCACUGAUGGUGCUGAUGGUGGCCUCUAUCUAUUAGAUGGUGGCGUUGUGGUGCCGAUUGUGCAUCUGGGUAUGCACAAUGUCAGCGGCGACACCUUGACCAUUAUUCACAACACGAGCAGCAUUAGCUUUCGGCUUGAAUAUCGAGUUGAUGGAUGCGUCAAGGAGUUGAAAGACGAUAGAGGAUUCUUCCAUUCGCCCAAGCAUCCGCUCAUGUAUCCCAAUGAUGUUGAGUGCUAUUGGCUAAUACACGCGCCGUUCGGUCAGGUCAUUGAGCUCACCGUGCUGGACAUGGACAUAGAAGAUAGCGCCAAUUGCACCAAAGACGCUUUAGUGAUAUCGAAUAGCUUCCAAGAAGCCGGUGUUCAUGAGCGCCACUGUGGAAGCAAUCCCAAGUUGAUUCUCACCAGCGCCGGUCACAAGCUGCAUGUGCGAUUCAUCACCGACGUCUCGCACAACGGGCGCGGUUUCGAGGCCUCCUACCGCAUCAUGAAGAGUUCUUGUGGCGGCAAGGUGAGCAGCAAGAGCGGCACAAUCACCUCACCAGAAUAUCCGAAGCCUUAUCCGCGCAAUAGCAAUUGCGAAUGGCUUUUAGAAGUAGCGCCGCACCAUACCAUCAUCUUCGAUAUGCAGGAUGUGGACAUUGAGCCGAGCUUUCGUUGCUCCUGGGACUAUGUGGCUGCAUAUGAUAUGAGCGCCAGUGAUAGCCUGGACGACAAUGAGGGUCACCAGAUCUUCAAGCUAUGCCACGGGAAUGAUCAGGAAUUGGCAAUCAGGAAAUCGGUCACUAAUCGAGCAAUUGUACGCUUCGUUACUGAUAAUUCGAUUCAGCAUCGCGGCUUUCGGCUGCAAUACCGCGAGUCUUGCGGUCAGACUCUGUCCAUCGAUGAGACAGACUUUGAAAAUUUGAGCUUGAGUAGCCAGGUGGCUCGCAACGAGACCUGCGUCUGGGUGUUGCAAGCCACCGAUCCCAGCAAGCACAUAAUUUUCACACCCACCCAUAUCAUGCUGCAUGCGGAACCCUUGUCAAGAUAUUCGAGUGAAACUGAUUGCAAGACGAACGGCAUCAAGAUAUAUGAGGGCAUCACGGCCACCGGUACUCCGCGCCAGCAAUUCUGUCGAACCCAUCCGCCUGCAAUAAUUUCACGUGGUCUGGCGCUGACAAUUAGUUUGCCAAUGUUGCUGGUUUCCGAAUUCGAGGGUCACUACAUGACCAUGGACACGGCGUGCGGCAGCACAUACAACGCAGUGUCGGGUCGCUUCUCCUCCCCCAACUAUCCCGACAGCUAUCCAGUGAACAUCGAAUGCGAAUGGGUGCUCGAAGCGAGCGCUGGGAACUCGUUGGCGCUCAUUGUUGAAUCGCUAGAUCUGGAGCAAUCCGACGGUUGCAACAAUGACUAUCUAGAGCUGCGCGAGCAAUCUCAACGUGGUUCACUCAUUGGCGUAUAUUGCGGAAAUGAAGUGCCGGCGGCCAUAAGCUCCAAGGGAAGCAUUUGGAUCAAAUUCAAGAGCAGCAACGAUGAUGUCGGCGCGGGCUUCCUGGCCAACUACCACUACGAGUACCACAACGAACUGAAUGGCACUGGGGGUAGGAUCGAGUCACCACAUUACCCAAGCACCUUUGAGAGCAACGAACCGUAUAGUUGGCGCAUCACCGUCGACACGGACUAUGUGGUGCUGGUGAAUGUGGUUUAUUUGCUGGAUGUAAACCAUCCGCAUGUGCGCUUCUACGACGGCUAUACGGACAUUGGCGGCCAACUAGAGCCGCAGCCCUACAAACCGCUGGUGUCUAACACAAAUAUCCUGUAUAUUACUGCGACUCGUGGACCCUUUCAACUGAACUGGGAGCGACUGUCAAAGGAGGCCUUGGCCUCUAAUCGCAGCGCUGAGCUGCAGACGCGACAAUGCGGCCAACAGUUGAUGACGUUAAAUUCCAGCUUGAUCUAUUUCAGUUCUCCUGGCUAUCCGCAGGGCUAUGCCCCGAAUUUGCACUGCAGUUGGAUUUUGGUGCCUGCUAGUCCCGCAAUGCAUGCGGCUCUGCGCCUUAUCACCGUUGACCUGGAGCUAUUUACAGAUGCUUGCUAUGCCGACUAUGUGGUCAUUUCCAGCAGCAGUGACAUGCAACACUGGACGGAGCUGGCGAAAAUCUGCGCUCAGGCGAAUGUGACGUCGGGUUUGUACCAUGGCAAACCAUAUCUGCGACUAGAGUUCGUUACAGAUGUCAGCGUGAACAAGACGGGAUUCUCCAGUAUGGUGCGCACCAUUUGUGGCUCCGAGCUGACUGCUUCACGUGGCCUAGUCAACAUCACUCAGCUGGCGUCCAACAAUGUAGAGUGUGUUUGGACGAUUCGUGUGCGGCAGGGCAAACGGAUACGCAUCACGUUCCCGGAGUCCCAGCUGAGCGCUUCUGGUCAGGGCAAUGAUUUGACGCAGUGUCGUAAUUUCUUUGUGGUGCGCAAUGGUUAUGCGGAGGAUUCGCCAUUCCUACAGCAUGGCAAGUACUGUGAGAACAACAUCACUGAUGUGCUGGAGACCAGUUCGAAUCGGGCGUACAUAAAAUUUCAGAGAAACUCAUUUUCCCGGUUCCGUGCCUCCUUCCACUACGAGGAGAUUAGUGACGCCUGCUCCGGUCAUAUUUUGCUCGAUGACGGAUCAUACAAUAACACCACACGGCUGAUCAGCUCACCCAACUUUCCCAAUCUGCCCAAUCCGCACUCGGAGUGCGUUUGGCGGAUAAGUGCACCGCCCCAGCAUCGCAUUGCUGUGGAAUUUUUAAGCUUUGAUCUUACGCCGAGUCGUAGUGAGCCGAGCAACCAAUCUAACGACGAAAGCGAUGAUGGCUGCGAUCGGGAAUUUGUACAGAUAAACGACGGCAGCACGGAGCUGAGUCCGCAACUUGGACGCUUCUGUGGUGCCCGCAAGCCGGACACAGCGUUCUCGUCGGGCAGUGAGCUGCGCAUCAAGUUCUAUACGGGCGUCCUCGAAUCGCGCCCGGGCUUUCAGGCGCGCAUCAAAUUAGCCGACUGCGGCGGCAGUUAUUACAGCGCCAAUGGUGUCAUUCGUUCGCCCAUCCCGAGUCAGCUGGACAUGCAUUUGCUAACGUCAAAGCUGAAGGAGUGCAUCUACACAAUUGAGGCGGAACGAGGCAGCACCAUCGAUCUGACGUUCGUCGGGAUGCAUUUACCGAUGCCAGAGAAUGGUAACUGCUCGGGACGCACCCAUCUUCAAUUGGAGGAGAUGGAACCGUUUGGCAAUGAGAAUGAGCAGCGUAUCAGCGAUAGCCUCCAAUUGUGUGGCACCGAUAAUAGAAAUCUACAAGUCGAGACAAAUAAGAUUGUGGUGCGGCUCCGAAUGCCCACGGGCCAUUUGGGCACCGAGGAGUCCUUCCAGUUGAAAUAUACGGCACGCGGAUCAGGCUGCGGACAGACGAUCUUUGGGGAGCAGGGUAGACUGCAGACGCCCAACUAUCCGAAGGAAGUGACAAAACCGAUGCACUGUAUCUGGCGCAUCCAGGUGGCAAAGGGUCGGCGCGUCAAAGUCGAAAUACUCGACUUCGAUGUUGGCGGAAGCUUAGCCAAUCGUACGCAUUCCGGAUUCCGCGGACGCAUCGUAUUCACCAAUGAUCACAAGCUGUACUCGGUGAUUGGUCGAUAUGGGAAUGAUCCACCCGCUGAAGUCAUCUCCACGGACAACACAAUGGCCAUUGAUGUCUUUCUGAUGCCAUCGCAUCGCGGCUUCAAGCUGCGCUUCAGCGCAUACGGUGAGAGCGAGUGCAUGGAUGUGAGAGCUUCGAUGCUUUUUGAACGUUCCAAUACCAGUAUGGUGCACUGCAGCUAUAAGCUGCGUCCUCCUGCGAAUAGUACGAUGAUGUUGCAGGUGCGACGCUACAAUACCAGCAGCACCUUCAUGAGCAAUAUUCACAUAUGCGGUGCUCUGGCGCCCCUCAAACUUCUGCUGGUUGACGAGACUGAGCCUUUGCUCCCGAUGCUCUUUUGCGAUGUGGAGCCAGCUGCAUCUUCAGUUGAGACGAACCGCACGGUACGUCUGCCCUUCCCCGUCGAGAUGAUCGUGACGGGUGAUCGAAAGAACGGAAUGAAUCUGCUGGAGCUGAGCUACAGCGUGCAACAUUGUGGUGGCAUUGUGCCACUGGAACUAGGUGACAAUCUCACCAUUACACAGCCACGUAACUUGCCAGCGAGGGUGACGGUGGAUUGUGCCUGGGUUGUUGGGCCCGAUCCGGAUGCCGAGGAUCCUCUAUCGCCACAGGAUAUACAAUUGGAGGUAUCGGUGGCGGUGAAUCUCGAUGGUGACUGUAAGCUCCAUUACUUGAAGCUGUAUAGCGGUCCGAAUCAGAACUCACCGCUUCUGGGUCCUUAUUGCAACCAGGCGACGGUCAUUAAUCUGGUUGUGGAGCGUGGUCUAUUCCUCGAGUAUCAUGCGGCAUCCACAACAAAUGCCCAGCAUAAUGCCACUUUCAAUGUAACGGUUAAAUACGGCAGCGGUUGCGGAGGCCGAUUAACAUAUCCGUAUCGUCUAAUUGACUUAAGGGAGCAGUACAAAAACAAUGUGGAGUGCAUUUGGGAGAUUGAGGCGGAGCCGGGUUUUCACAUCGGGCUCACAUUCCUCAAUCGAUUCUACAUUGAAAACAGCCAUGGCUGCGACAAGGAUUAUCUGCGUGUGCAGCAGCGCAACAGCACCGAUGACAGCUGGAUCGAUUUGCAGACGCUUUGCGGACGCAGUCCGCCGGAUAACAUUAACUCGACCAGCGCGGAGAUGCGUCUCAUCUUUCGCUCUAAUAGCGACAUCACUGGCGAUGGUUUCACCGCUCGCUUUGAUCGCAACUGUGGCGGCCUACUGUACGCCACUGCUGAACCACAGCUGCUAAGCAGUCCGGGCUAUCCGAAGGGGUAUGGCAAGAAUAUCUAUUGCAAUUACACAUUUAGUCCGCUUGAUGAACGAGCGCCGGGCGUACUGGUAAGCUUCCUGGAAUUCAAUCUGGAGCCUUCGCCACCCAAUAGUUGCAUGUACGACAAUGUCACAGUCACCACCAGGGACAAGGGAGAUUCGAUGCAGGAGUCGGUGAUCUGUGGCGUUAAACAGCGACAUGCCUAUCGCGCCCAGCGCUCCAUCAGCCUCCUGUUACGCUCAGAUAACACAUUUUUCGGCCGUGGCUUUCAGCUAGAAUACAGCACCAGUUUGUGCGGUGGUGUUAUUAGCACAUCACAACCUGUAGAGUCGCCGCGUCAGCAUCAGGAUAAUCAGAUGCCGCCAAAUAGUGACUGUUAUUGGAAUCUCACGGCGCCAGAGGGACAUAAGUUCACUGUCAAGUUUGAGUUGCUGGACUUUGAGGCUGGUAAUUUCCUGUGUAGCUACGAUGGUGUCGAGGUCUUCGAUAGUCCGGUGCCUGAUGAAAAGAGACGUAUGGUGCGCUACUGUGGACACGUGACAGAUGAUUUGCCCACAUUGCAUAUAUCUGGCAAUCGAGCGCUAAUCCACAGCUACUCAGAUGAACGGGAUCCUUCGAGGGGAUUCCGGGCGCUGGUGCGCGUCUUGCCCAACUGUGAUGAGCGCAUCUUUCUGGGCGAGCACAAUUCCAGUUAUACGUUCAAUAAGUUUAUUGGCACCUAUGCGAACAAUCUCGACUGCAGUUUUGUGUUCCAUGCGGAAAAUGGUUUUCAGAUAAGCGUCGAGUUCCGUAGUUUCCACGUAGAGGCAUCCAUCGGCUGCAAGGCAGACUUUUUGGAGUUGCGCGACGGCGCUGGACCCUUCGCCGAUGAGAUUGGUCGCUUCUGUGGCCAGGAUCUGCCACCCAAUCUAAGCUCAUCGAGAAAAACCCUCUUCAUGCGCUUUGUCAGUGAUAAUCAGAUUAGUGACACCGGUUUCGAGAUAGUUGUCACCGCCCGGCCGCUCCAGUGCGGCAAUCCCCUUAUCAAACUAGACGGCAAACAGCCUUACGAGAUACACUCGCCCAUCAACGAUCAGGGAAAGUACGACAACAAUGUCUUCUGCCUCUGGAAGAUUGUCAGCGAAAUAUCAAUACAUCUGAAGUUCAUUAGUCUCGAUCUCGAGGCGACCAAUGCGACAGACAGCUGUGAUUCAGACUAUAUUAAAAUCUACAACAGUGAGGAUGCGCAGGUGGUGGAGCACGGUUAUGGGAGCGCGGUGAUCUUUAACGGGCAAAAGAACACUCACUCCUUCCUCGACUAUGCUACGGAGCACGUUUAUUGUGGCAACUCCUUGCCAGAUGAUUACUAUCCCAACUCGAAAAACGUGUAUAUUAAGUUCCGCACUAAUGAAGCCGUGACAAGGACCGGCUUUCACAUCCGCGUGGUGCCAGAUUUGAGCUGCCAGUAUACCUACGGUGGCUACCAGGGUCGCAUCAAGAUAUCUGAAACAAUCGAUUGCGAUGCGACGAUUGUGGCGCCAGUAAACCACACGCUUAGCAUCUAUUAUGCCGAGGUGAUUUUUGGCUCAUCCGAUUGUGAUGUGGAGUACGUGGAGGUUUUCGAUAUGGCCAACAAUAAAUCGCUGCAACGUACAUGCGCCUAUUUGAACGCGGGCAAGAGCAUCUUCACCACAACCAAUCAGCUGCGGUUGCACUUUAAGACUGGCAGCAUUUUAAACAACUUUGACAUGACGUACAUUGCCACGCCCAUCGAGAAUGGUCCCGGCUGCGGUGGGCAGCUGUACAACACCGAGGGUAUCUUCUCAAAUCCUUUCUAUCCGCAGAACGUGCGCAAUAACUCCGUUUGCCGCUGGAGCGUCCGUGUACCAAGCAACACCCAUGUUCUGCUCAACAUUGAAUUUUUCGAUCUGGGCUCGAAAGCCACCUGUCACACGGAUUACCUGCUGAUUCAGGAGAAGCGCGAUGAUGGCGCGAUGCAAGAAAGGCGUCGCUUCUGCGGCGAGGAUAAGCCUCGCAUCUACUUGAGUCAGCGCAGCCAACUUUAUGUGGAAUUCCACAAGUCGGUCAACUAUGAUGGUAUCGGCUGGGUCAUUAAAUUUACCGGCGUCUACUCAGACUAUCAGAUACAGCCGUACAUGCUGGAAUAAUCGCCUCAGACAAUUGUAUUCCAAAUAAAGUUUUGAUUCGAUGCAUUAAAACAAUUGA
This is a messenger RNA of Drosophila grimshawi, 12032 nucleotides long. RefSeq names its product cubilin homolog. Gene Ontology annotation, molecular function: calcium ion binding. The transcript has 11 exons. The record is from RefSeq and is a predicted model, not a curated record. NCBI's taxonomy places the organism in Eukaryota, Metazoa, Arthropoda, Insecta, Diptera, Drosophilidae. The coding region runs from base 719 to 11974 and encodes 3751 amino acids.